AUGUGUCUUAACAAAGGUUUACACGAAGAAGAUUCUGACAAUGAUGAGGAUGACCCUUGCCUUAUCCUUCAGCUUAUUUCUCUUCAGGUUCAAUAUUCUCACAAUCUCCCUUACAUCAGAAAAUAUCUUUUAUUUCAUAGAGCUCGUUAUGAGCCCUUUAUUAACACUCCUUUUUGGAAUACUUUAUCAUCAUUUACUCAGAAAUUUAUUUCUGAUGUAUAUGCUAAAAAAAAGGAUAUUCAGUUUACUUCCUAUGAAAGAUCGACCUCUGAUUAUCCUAUUACACCAAUCAGUUCAUCUACGGAUCUUUUUGUUGAUAACUCAUUUAAGAGUCUCGUUCCUGCUGAUCUGAAUUCCCAUAAUGUAGAUUAUUUGGAUAGUUCCCUUGAAAAUAUGGGUUCUUCAGAUAUUUUUUUUGGUGAUAUUAUUUAUACAUGCCACCCAAAUUAUUUUGGACUGCCGUAA
This is a messenger RNA of Rhizophagus irregularis DAOM 181602=DAOM 197198, 465 nucleotides long. RefSeq lists its product as uncharacterized. NCBI's taxonomy places the organism in Eukaryota, Fungi, Glomeromycota, Glomeromycetes, Glomerales, Glomeraceae. The record is from RefSeq and is a predicted model, not a curated record.